Messenger RNA from Mercenaria mercenaria, 2284 nucleotides. Its product is annotated as protein SHQ1 homolog. Bases 122 to 1915 code for a protein of 597 amino acids. NCBI's taxonomy places the organism in Eukaryota, Metazoa, Mollusca, Bivalvia, Venerida, Veneridae. Gene Ontology annotation, cellular component: cytoplasm; nucleoplasm. Gene Ontology annotation, biological process: box H/ACA snoRNP assembly. The transcript is spliced from 15 exons. The record is from RefSeq and is a predicted model, not a curated record.
UUAACCGGAAAUGGAUUGUGAGCGUACUUUCCCGGAAUAAGUCGCAUGCGACCUGGGAUUUUAGCUUUCGUGGCGUCACAUUUCAUUAUAUUAACGGAAGAGUUAAAGAGAAAGCAAAGAUAUGUUAACACCGGCAUUUGAACUGCGACAGGACAGAGACUUUCUGACAGUGAUUAUAAAGGCUCCUUUUGCCAAGGUGGCAGAGACAGAAAUAUUUAUUGAGGAAGAUGACUUCAAGUUUUUCUCGAAACCUUAUUUCCUCAGGUUGACCUUGCCAGGUAAAAUUGUUGAAGAUGGCAGAGAGAAGGCUGAUUAUAAUGCAGACAAUGGAGAAUUCACUGUUGUUGUACCAAAACAAACACCAGGAGAGCAUUUUGAAGGUUUAGACAUGUUGACCAAACUUUUAGAAGCCAAGGGAAAAACGCCAGCAGCUUCCUCAUUGAUAGAAGUCCUUCAUGAUGAUACAGUGGAAGGCAGUGAUGAAGGUGAAAAUGAAGAAGAGUUUGAUUGGCGUGUUGACCAAGUGCCAUAUAAGGAACAGCCUACAUUGAUUGGUGCGCCUAAAUACGGUUUUGCAAACCAGAAGUCUGGUGUGUUUGCAAGGCUUCAGGAGGAUAUGGUGUGUAUAGUAGAUUGUAGUGACCCAGAUACGCUCAGUGUAGCUGAAAGGCGAGAACAGAGAAUACAAGCGGAAGUUGACAAGUUUGAUGAGGAUCAUUACAUAGCUGACCUGUAUGAAGAUGAUCUUUUAAAGCCAUUACUGGACUUCAGACCACAUUGGUAUGAGGAAGUGGAGCUUGUUGACGGAGGAACUCCAGUAGAUAUGACAGUGGAGUUAACUGCAGAUGAAAAAGAAAUUAUGAGAAAACUUCCGAGAAAAGAAUAUAUCCUGGAUUCAGCAGAGGAAACAAUGGUAUACCUUGGUCUUGUUGACAUACUCUAUGCCUACUGUUAUAAUCAUAGGACAACUGAAGGUGAAAAUAAUUGUGAAUCUGGGUGGACGAUUUGCAAGAUCAGUUCUACAUUGUCGUGGUUAGAGGUGUUUUCAAGUCUGGAAGAAGUUUUGAGAAGCUGCUACAGAAGAUGUUUAUGUUACCCAUUGUAUAGACAUUGGAAGCUGAACCAGGCAAUACAACAGGACGUUGUUCAUAUAUUACAGUUAGGUAGAAGGAGUGUGUUGAAGGCAUUGCUAGAGGUACGGAACAUAUUGAUGGAUCAAGAGUGUCGUUACGUGCUCAAUGAUCUGUACAUCACUGACUACUGUGUAUGGAUACAGUCUAUAAGUGAGAAAAGAUUACAGUCAUUGUCAGAGACAAUAUCAAAGUGGAAAAUCAGCAAAGAUGAUAUUGGAUUAAACCUACCAGAACUGGAAAAACUGGCUCAGCAUAGUAUGCAAAGUGAAGAGUCUGAAGAGGUUGAAAAUUUGACAGAGAAAUUUAGUGGCAUUCAUGUAGAUAAAUCAAAUGGGUCGGAUACCGAGUCUGAAAGUGAUGAAUCAGACACAGAAAGUGAUAGUGAUGUGACAGACAGUGAUGAUCUUUCAUCAGAAAAUGAUGAUGGUAAUGAUGAGACAAAAAGUGAUGUCAUAGAAAAAAUUAGUGAUGUCACUGAAAGAGCAAAAGAUAAAAUUGAAUGUGAUAACUUGAAUGUAAUAGGGAAAAAUGACAUUAAAUCAUGUAAUGAGAUUAGAACAGAAACUGACGAUAUUGGAAAAGAUUCUGUGGUAACUAAAUGUGCAACUGAUUUGACAUUUGUUAGCGAUAGUAGUUUAGCAGAAGAAAUUGAAGGUUCAAGCACUGUAAUAGAAAAUAUAACAUUUGAAAAUUCAGCAGAAAAAAUAAGUAACACAGAGAUUAGUGAAACAAAAGAUACUACCAAGAAAAAACGGUGUGCUUUGGUAGAAGAAAUAAAUUGAGUUUCUGCUGUGACGUUUAAGUAGAAUGUAGUCUGUAAGCAGUGAUCUUAUUUUUCAGUAAUACAAUAUAUACUGACAAAAUGUUAUUUUUAUGAACUAGGGCUAUCAUUGUUACCAUAAUUCCAGGAAAGAUGUAUCUGCAAGUUACUUACAAAUUCUAGCCCCCCACAAAACAGCUAUUUUGACUAAAACCUCAAAAUUUUAUGUCGUUGAUAUUAAAUGAUUUUACAGUUUUUCAGUUCAGAAUUUUUGAGUAUUGAUAAAUCUGUUUUUGUUAUGUCAUUUCUGGGCAAGUCCUGUGGCUUCAUAACUGUUCUGAUCAUUUAUGAUGACUCGCAGUUGCUUUGUCCUAUUAAAUUGGUCCAUAGA